GUAAUAUUUAUUUAUUCGGUUUAUAUUCUAUGUUUAUAUGCCUGUCCUUCCACCAAUACGUGUUUGGAACUAUAAGUGUUGUAGUUGCGAAGUUAUAAGUGCCAAUUUGUUUUUGCGGGUAUGUUCUAGAAACUUAACGAUAGCGGUGAGUAUCGCCAUCAGCCUCAAUUUCACAGUUGCACAAUUGUACAAUUGCACUAUAACUUUCAAUUAAUUCAGCCUGUAUAUUAUAGUAACAAAUGUUCCGAUCGAUCAUCGCUGCCAGAUCGAAAAUCAACUGGACGCCUGUAGUGGCACGUAGUGUUCCACGAACUCAAUUCCCCAGACUUACUAUUAGGCAAUAUGCCACUUAUAAACGAUUCGAUAAUCGACCACCUAACUCAGUGAAUUACUGGUCAAUAUUAACCAGUCGAAAGACAAUAUAUUUUCUUGGAGGUUGUGCUGCAUUCUAUGUAUAUAAUCUUAAUGAAGCUCCCUUUACUCAUCGAUAUAGAUUCAUAUGGAUUCCAUAUUGGUUAGAAACUAAGAUUGGUGACUAUUCAUACCAACAGAUUAUGUUUCAAUAUGGAAAUGCUAUUGUACCUCAUACAAAUCCCUUAUAUGGUAAGAUAAGUGGUAUAAUGAAUAAACUAUUAACAGUUGCCAUCAACAAUAAUGAUGAUCCAAAACAACGAGAACAUUUGAAAAGUUUGGACUGGUCAAUAAAUAUCAUUCAAGUAGAUCCUAAGACUUAUCCUCCAAAUGCCUUUAUUUUACCUAAUGGUAAAAUCUUCAUUUUUAGUUCUAUUCUUCCAAUAUGUUAUAAUGAUGAUGGGUUGGCUACCGUAUUAUCUCAUGAACUCUCUCAUCAGCUAGCUCAUCAUUCAUCAGAGCAAUUAUCAAAACAACCAAUAUAUAUUAUGCUUUCAACUAUUCUUUAUACAAUUACGGGGAUUUCAUGGUUUAAUGACCUUUUAAUUAGAGGAUUCUUAGAAAUGCCUGCAUCAAGAGAGAUGGAAUCUGAAGCAGAUCGAAUUGGAAUUGAACUCAUGGCUAGACUGUGUUUCAAUAUCAAAGAAUCUGUUAAAUUCUGGCAAAGAAUGAAUGAAGCAGAACAACAAAUGGCUGGACAAUUUAGAGGAGUAGCGUUACAGGAAUUCUUUUCAACCCAUCCUGCUACUUCAAAGAGAAUUCAUGAUAUUAAUCAAUGGUUACCUGAUUUAGAGCACAUAAAGGAAGCUAGUGGAUGUUACGAAUAUCAAUUUGGAAGGUUUUCUGAAUUCAAUCAGAAUUUCUUUAAGAAAUUAAUUAAUUAAUUGA
Molecule: messenger RNA, 1299 nt
Organism: Scheffersomyces amazonensis
Lineage: Eukaryota; Fungi; Ascomycota; Pichiomycetes; Serinales; Debaryomycetaceae
Product: metalloendopeptidase
Exons: 1
Coding region: 240-1295 (351 amino acids)
Biological process (GO): mitochondrial protein processing; protein quality control for misfolded or incompletely synthesized proteins
Cellular component (GO): mitochondrial inner membrane
Molecular function (GO): metalloendopeptidase activity
Source: RefSeq, a predicted model, not a curated record